Molecule: messenger RNA, 1170 nt
Organism: Symbiodinium necroappetens
Lineage: Eukaryota; Dinophyceae; Suessiales; Symbiodiniaceae
Source: the annotation of a GenBank genome assembly
AUGGAGCCCAAGGACGCGGCGGUGGUGUCCGAGGCCCUGGGGGUAGAGCCAUUCGUCGCCUGUGCGUCGGACUUUGGCUGGAUAUCCCGCCCGCGGCUCUGGUGGAUGUCGCCGGCGGUGACUACUCUGUCGCUCGACCCGGCAGAGGGACGGCAGCUCCAGUGGGGCAAGCAGGGGUCGUUCCGGCGACUUCGGCUGGAGUCGGCACGGGCACCGUCGGAAGACAUGCAAGCGGAUGGCCUUUUCUUCCAUGAGGCGGUGACGUCGGGCCGGCUACGGCUGCCGCGCGCCACCGCGCCGGCGGAGGAUGAACAGGGGCGACCGGCGCCCAAGCGUGUCCGGCAGAAACUGCCCGAGCCGGCCAAGGCGCGAUGGGCGGCCGAUGGCCGACGCUUUGCUCCCUGGCACUACGUCGAGGAGGCGAUGAUGCACGAUGCCGCCGGCCGGUUGCACAUCAUCCCACCGGCGGCCAAGGAGAAGCUGCACAUGCUGCCCCCCGGCUACACGGCGGCCGACUUCCUCGACGACCGGGCCCGGCACAAGAUGCUGGCCAACGGUUGGCAUUGGGGAGUGGCGCGUCGGCUGCUGGCCAUGUUGGUGGUUUUGACCGCGGCAGGCCCAGCGCAGGCGGCACCGGCCCCGGAGCCCAGGCGGUCCACGAUGCAGUGGAUGGUCGAACAGUUUGGCGGCGGCCCGGUGCCCAUGGAGCCGCCGCCACGCCUGCGACCGGACCUGGAACUGCCUGACGACGACCGGGACAUGCACUGGCACCUGGCGGGUCAACUGGUACACUGCACCGUGGCACGCCGGCCGAACUUGGAGCCGGCGCUCGAACGGGUGCUGGAGCUAUGGACGCGUUGGCGCCAUGAGGUCACCCGGCUGCGUCGGGAGGUGCUGGUCGAGCUGGCGCAGCUGGUCCUGGACAUGCAGGAAACCACGGACGAGUGGUUGGCGUCACGAUCGGCGCCCGUCAGGUCCACCUACACGGUGCCCGGCAAGGCCCGGCACACGCAGAUCCCCGUCGUGCUGAAUCUCCUUGAGAUGGUCGGUUACCCGGACGUGGCGGGCAUAACGGCGGACCUUACGGACGGCUUUGACAUGCUGGGCGAGCUCCGGCGUGGGCCUGGCUGGAAGUCAACCCGGCGUCGCUCGACACCUUGGCGUCGGUGA